Molecule: messenger RNA, 966 nt
Organism: Xyrauchen texanus (razorback sucker)
Lineage: Eukaryota; Metazoa; Chordata; Actinopteri; Cypriniformes; Catostomidae
Product: transcription factor IIIA-like
Exons: 9
Coding region: 1-966 (321 amino acids)
Cellular component (GO): nucleus
Source: RefSeq, a predicted model, not a curated record
AUGGGUGAAAGACUACAACACCCAAAUAAACACUUCUUAUGCUCUUUCGGCAACUGUAAAGCGACAUUUUCCAAGUUGUGGAGAUUGGAAGCGCAUUAUUGCAAACACACGGGGCUGAGGCCCUUUGCUUGUGGAAGCUGCGACAAGAGCUUUUGCACCCGUUACGAGCUCACCCGACAUCAGCUGAUCCACAGUGGGGAGAAGCCCUACCUGUGCUCAGUCAGCGGAUGUUCAGAUGCGUUCUCCACGUCUGGCAGCUUGAGGAACCACAUCGCUCAUGUUCACCACAACAAACAAAGGAACUAUGUGUGUAACCAUGAAGGCUGUGGAAAGGAGUUCCAUAAGAAAAGGCAACUGAUGAUUCACACAUGCGAGCACACAAAUGAAUUACCCUUUCAAUGUGACUUUGAAUGGUGUGGCAAGAAAUAUGCUUCCCCUAAUGCUCUAAAACGACAUGGGAAAGUACAUAAAGGUUACCCAUGUGCUGAGGAGGACUGUCCAUUCAAAGGAAGGACUUGGUCAGAGUAUCAGAAUCACAAAAAGGCAGAGCACAGAGAAACUCUGCCAUGUGAUCAAUGCAAGAAGAUAUUCCACUGUGACUGGAUUCUGCAGAAGCACAAACAAUCGGUUCACUCCGAGGAAAGGCGGCGGUUUAAAUGCACUAGGGAGGGUUGUCAGCAGUGCUACACUACAUACUUUAACCUCCAGAACCACAUUUUAGACUUCCAUGAGGGAAAGCGUGCUUUCACUUGCUCUUUUGCAGGCUGCGGUAAAGCCUUUGCGAUGGAGGAAAGCUUGAAACGGCAUGCUGUGGUCCAUAAGCCCCAAAAGACAAAACUUCAGAAGCCAAAAACAACGCCCCACAAGAAGGCUUCCAAGACUAAGCUGUUGGAUGCAGCUAAACUGUCUCAGCGUCUGCAAAAUGUCUCCUUAAACAAGGCUACAUCACAGAAACCAGUGACUUAG